AUGGCGGCUCCCAGCAGAAAGCAGAUUUUAAGGUUUCUCAGCCAGCUGGGAGCGUUUAUUUUGACCCGGUUUGGAUUUUGGAACUGCUUCAGCAUGUUGAUGCUGUUUGCUGAGCGAGCGGACUCAAAAAGGAAGCCCGACAUCCAUGUGCCAUACCUGUACGUGGACAUGGGGGCUGCAGUGCUGUGCGCCAGCUUCAUGUCCUUCGGGGUGAAGAGGAGGUGGUUUGCGAUGGCCUCUGCCGUACAACUGGCCGUCAGCACUUACGCAGCAUAUGUUGGAGGACAGGUGCACUACGGGGACUGGCUGAAGGUACGAAUGUAUUCCAGAGCGCUGGCCAUCAUUGGAGGCUUUCUGGUUCUGGCCAGCGGGGCGGGGGAGGUGUACAGACAGAAACCUCGCAGCAGGUCCCUGCAGUCCACAGGACAGGUUUUCCUGGGAGUUUACCUCAUCUGCAUGGUGUACUCCCUCCAGCACAGCAAAGAGGACCAGCAGGCCUAUCUGAACCACAUCGUGGGAGGAGAGGUCACUCUGAUCCUGCUGCAGGUGCUGUUUGGGGUGCUGGCUCUGGCCUUCAUCUCUGGCUACUACGUCCGCCUGGCCGCACAGAUCCUGGCCACCACCCUGCCCUUGGUGAUCCUGCUCAUCGACGGCAAUCUGGGCUACUGGCACCACACUCGCAAGGUGGAGUUCUGGAACCAGAUGAAGCUGAUUGGACACAACGUGGGCAUCUUCGGCGCCGUGCUGAUCCUGGCCACUGACGGUUGAACCCUCCGGGCUCCCACGGGGCAAACUUUACAGACCGAGGUGUCUGCGCAGGAUGCGGUCGUCGGCCUCGGCGCCAGAGCCGGACUUUGUCCUCAAAGCUGCCGUCGCUCAGUGACCUCAGGAUUCAAACACUCCAGGCUUGAGACUGUUGGAUGUAAGCGCCGUCGAUUGUAUUUGCGCACCAGUUGGUAUCUUUUUUGCUUUUGCAAGAAAAAGAGAAAGGAAAAAACACACGCUUCCUUUUAUUUGCAAUUUAAUAAUGUAUUUAAAUUCAUGAUUACAUUUUUGUAUCUGAGGCUCUGCAACAGGAGGCUGAUGUUAAGUAUUGAUACCGUUUGUCUACAGAGAAUAUACCGUCUACUCCAAAACAGUCUUAAAUGGGUAUAAUGUUGCACGGUAUGUGGUUUAAAUCUUUUGCAAAUAAAGAGAAGCUUAACAAUUAACUUUUGGCAUUUUGUGCUAUAGUACAUUUGUGAAUUUCUCUCAAUUUAAAGAACAUUUACUGCUCGGAAAACAAUGAUUAUGAACAUAUGUGAGUAUGGCAAUGGAAGUACAGUCACUUCAAGCUGUGCAGGACCUUUGACCUCCAAUCACAUGCCAAGUCAACAAAUGUAUUUUCCUGAUCAGUUACUGGGUAAAUUUGUUUUGCCAUUCAGCCCAAUAUUUAGUGGUCCCAUAUAUACAUUCAUUUGGUGGAGAAACGGGAAAGAAGUUACAAGCAUUCCCGCCACUCGAUGCGUACGACUUUGCAUCUGUGGUCAUGUACUUAACGUCAAUCACCCGACGGCCAUCAUCAGACUCAUGACACUUAUAAAAUCUUUUAUAGCAUACUCGACUGACUUGUGACUUUCGUCGACAUUUAUAUAUAUUUUUUGUAUGCCACACUAUGAUAAGGAUAUGUCAUAAAUAAGUCAGAUAAAAACAUCCAUGACAUUUAAAUGGCAAACUAUGGUAUCUUUACAAGAUUGUGUUUUCCAGCUUGUUAAAUAAAACUGGAAUAAACUUUG
Molecule: messenger RNA, 1775 nt
Organism: Pseudoliparis swirei
Lineage: Eukaryota; Metazoa; Chordata; Actinopteri; Perciformes; Liparidae
Gene: tmem101
Product: transmembrane protein 101
Exons: 4
Coding region: 1-768 (255 amino acids)
Biological process (GO): positive regulation of canonical NF-kappaB signal transduction
Source: RefSeq, a predicted model, not a curated record